AUGGCACUCCCCUCGGACUUUGAGUGGGGUUUUGCGACAGCUGCCUACCAAAUCGAAGGUGGCGUCAAUGAAGAUGGACGAGGCCCUUCUAUUUGGGAUACCUUCACCCACCUUGAACCAUCCCGUACGAACGGCGCCAACGGUGAUGUCGCCUGCGACCACUACCACCGAUACGAGGAGGACCUUGAUCUUCUCGCCAAGUACGGCGCGAAAGCGUACCGAUUUUCGUUGUCAUGGUCGCGUAUCAUCCCCCUCGGCGGACGAAAUGACCCUGUGAACGAGCCAGGUGUCGCCUUUUACAACAAGCUCAUCGACGGACUACUUGCUAGGAAUAUUAUGCCCUGGAUCACUUUGUAUCACUGGGACCUGCCACAGGCGCUGCAUGACCGGUACAGCGGUUGGCUGAACGUUGAGGAGUCGCAGAAGGACUUUGAGCGGUACGCAAGGGUGUGUUAUGAGCGGUUCGGGGACCGGGUGAAGAAUUGGAUCACGCUGAAUGAGCCGUGGGUCACUUCUAUCCAUGGAUACUCCAAGGGCGUUGAUGCCCCCGGUCGAAGCAGCACCAACAAAGACUGUGCUGAGGGUGACUCGACAACUGAGCCUUGGAUUGUUGGCAAAUCCCUGAUCUUGUCGCAUGCGAAAGCGGCAAGACUGUACAACAAAGAGUUCAAACCGAGGCAAGGAGGCCGUAUUGGCGUGUCUCUAAGUGGCGACUAUUAUGAGCCGUGGGAUUCCGCAGAACCCAAGGACCACGAAGCGGCGGAGAGGAGGAUGCUAUUUUCUACUGGCUGGUUCGCCAACCCCAUGUUCCUUGCGCAGGAUUAUCCUGCGCCUAUGCGUGCACAGCUUGGAGACCGCCUCCCCACUUUUACAGAAGCUGAGUUCGCCCUGCUACGCGGGGCGGAGCUCGACUUCUACGGUAUGAACUAUUACACUACUCAAUUCGCGCGGCAUCGCACCUCUCCAGCACCCGAUGAAGACUACAUCGGCAACGUGGAUGAGUGCCCAGAGAACAACGCCGGCAUUUCGGUUGGUGAGCCGAGCGGUAUCCGCUGGCUGCGCUCUGCUCCCCAAGGCUUCCGAAAGCACCUUGUGAGAAUCUACAAGAAGUACAGAAAGCCUGUCUAUGUCACUGAAAAUGGGUGUCCCUGCCCCGGUGAAGACAAGAUGAGCAGGGAAGAGUCUGUCAAGGACGUGUAUCGCCAGCAAUACUUUUCGGACCACUUCGAUGCCAUUAUUGGGGCAAUCCAGGACGGGGCAAAAGUACCUGGAUACUUCGCCUGGUCGUUGAUCGAUAACUUGGAAUGGUCCGAAGGGUACGGUAUGAGGUUUGGUGUGACAUUCACCGACUACAACACACUCGAGAGAACGCCCAAGCAGUCGGCAUUGAUGAUGCGAGGCAUGAUUGCAGAUAGAAUGAAUGCGAAGGCCAAUGGCGGACAUGCGUGA
This is a messenger RNA of Penicillium canescens, 1449 nucleotides long. Its product is annotated as glycoside hydrolase family 1 protein. Bases 1 to 1449 code for a protein of 482 amino acids. Gene Ontology annotation, biological process: carbohydrate metabolic process. The record is from RefSeq and is a predicted model, not a curated record. Gene Ontology annotation, molecular function: beta-glucosidase activity. The transcript is spliced from 4 exons. Lineage: Eukaryota; Fungi; Ascomycota; Eurotiomycetes; Eurotiales; Aspergillaceae.